CACUGACAGGGAUGGUUACACCUUCUGCCACAUCACUCCUUUAUAUGAGGCAGCCUGGAGCUAGAAGACUUUGGAAGACCUGGUGUCGUAUCUGAACUUCUCCAUGAUAUCAGGUGCUGAUAACCUGUUCACCUCCUUUGAUAUACCUUGUUCUGGAGAUCAGCAGCAAGGUGGUGGAGUGCUAAGUAACAGAAAAAGAACUUCUCCAAGUGCUGCCAUCCAAAGGCUGGAAUAUAAUGAGGUGGAGAAGUUAAGAAGGCAGGAAAGCCCCUAUAGAUCCAAGAAGGACCUGCAGUACGAAUUGAAGCACACAAAGACAGUGAAGAGAGAAACUUUUGCGAAUGCGAAAGAGUUACUCAGUGGCGUCUUCUCCCAGGUAUGGGAUGUGCUGUGUGAAGGGAGCAGUCCAAACCUGCAGACACAUGUUGAGUGCUGGCCACUACAGAGGCCUCCAAGGAGAGAUGCAGCUGUGGAGAGGAACACUGGAAGAGAAAUACUGCACUGGCUGCCAUGGAGUACUCUAAAACCUGUGGCUCAGCAGAUUCCCAGAUACUAUGAUAUUCGUGAUUCUCAACAGAUGGUAUGGGUCCUGAGUGGAAAUGUAUUAAUAACAUUUCCAUCUAGCAGCAAUGUUGAGCCUGUCACUCUUGCAAUAAUAGCGUGUAGACACACAGAACAUUGUGAUGAAGAAAAAGGCAACCUGAUUUACCUGGGAAUCAAGGACAAAAAUCUUAGUUUGUUCUGCACAGAAAUUUAUGGCAAGCCUACUUUACAGCUUAAGGAGAUCAACAUCAUGAACCUGUACUGGGAGAAUACAUCACAAAAGCCUUUUCUGUUUUUCCACAGUGUGGAGGGCUGCACCUCUGCCUUUCAAUCCGUCUCCUACCCUGAUUGGUUCAUAGCCACUUCCUCUGUGCCAGGUCAACCGAUCUUCCUCACCCAAGAGAGGGGUUUAACUCACUGCACCAAUUUCUAUUUAUAUCCUAAGAAUUAAAUCCAGUCUUGGCUGUGGGUGGAUAAUUCCAAGGUAGAGGAUCAAUCUGUAGGGGACAGCAAAUCUUAGCUUAGAUAAAAUAAAUUUAGUAAAAGCCUAAGGCAUGACUUGGGAAGCCUCCCAGAAGAUUGUAAGGGCUCAAAUUCUACCCUGGAAUGUCUCCCUGAGAUAAGGAACAGCCAGGCCUAGAUAAUCCUCCGUAACCCUGCCUGGGUGGUUUCAUCCCUUUUCCUGACCCUAGGUAAACAUUGUAACCCUAAAGGAAUGUAUAGGUUGUAAAAAGGGAAACAAAUGGAACACAAUGGGAGAAGCAUCCAUCAUCCAACAUGUGACUAGCAACUGAUCCAGGGUCCCACAGGAUGAGAGAAAAACCAUAUGGCCACCUGGGUCAGCAAAUGUAACAUUCCAAUUUGUAACCAUGGAAACCCAAAACUUAUUUAGGAUCUGAGUCAGAACUAGCAGGCGCUGACAUUUCCCAACUUGUUAGUUGGGAGUUGCUCGGUGGCCUGUCUAAAUUCAAUAAACUCUGUUUGUUCAAAUGGA
Messenger RNA from Chinchilla lanigera (long-tailed chinchilla), 1537 nucleotides. RefSeq names its product interleukin-36 beta-like. The transcript is spliced from 5 exons. NCBI's taxonomy places the organism in Eukaryota, Metazoa, Chordata, Mammalia, Rodentia, Chinchillidae. The record is from RefSeq and is a predicted model, not a curated record. Gene Ontology annotation, molecular function: interleukin-1 receptor binding; cytokine activity. Gene Ontology annotation, biological process: cellular response to lipopolysaccharide; cytokine-mediated signaling pathway; positive regulation of gene expression. The coding region runs from base 104 to 994 and encodes 296 amino acids.